Messenger RNA from Phragmites australis (common reed), 5075 nucleotides. Its product is annotated as proteasome subunit alpha type-2-like. Lineage: Eukaryota; Viridiplantae; Streptophyta; Magnoliopsida; Poales; Poaceae. Gene Ontology annotation, cellular component: proteasome core complex; proteasome core complex, alpha-subunit complex. The record is from RefSeq and is a predicted model, not a curated record. The transcript has 8 exons. The coding region runs from base 4354 to 4788 and encodes 144 amino acids.
UCUUCGAGAGUCCAGGCUUCGACCAGGAAAGGGGGAAGCCAGAAGCCGGCCGACGAGGUAACGGCCGAGGUCUGCCAUGGGACAGCCAGUUUGAUCCAAUUGAUCCAAUCCAUCAUCAAUCUUCAAAUCAACGACUGUAAAAUACUCCUAAUACACUCCACUGUAGCCUCUGCAGUUGCCAAUGUCAACUGCAUCCCGAUGGGACAGCCAGUACUCCUUCUCUCUCACCACCUUCAGGCCGUCGAGGAAGCUGGUGCUGAUCGAAUACGCGCUGAUUGCCGUAGGGUCCGGCCAGACCUCCCUGGGAAUCAAAGAUGCACCUGAAGAUGCACAAUAUCAGGGCUUUGAAUUCCAGAUGCUCUUUAAUUAAGCUCAGACAUUGUCACUGUGACUGGUUGAUUUCAUUCGUCCCGAUAUAUUUGCUGAUAUAGUGUGCAUUGUAGAGUCACAUAUGCGGGCAAAAUCUCGGAGGUUUUGGAGUUUCUUGAUGCAUAUGAAAUCUACCGAGUUUAAUACGGUUCAAAAGUUAGAUCUUUCUUGUUUCCUUGAUGUCAAUGGAACCUGUUGGAGCGUGUACAUCAGGGUAACGAGUUUUGGCCUAAAACCUGCAAAAAUAUGUCAUAAUCAUAACCCAUACUCAACCGCAUAGCUGCCCUAGCAAUGAUCAACAUACUUGGUUUGUUCGAAUCCCACAUCUUGCUUUUUUAUACUGUUCAAAUCCCACAUUAUCAAUUACUUUUUCAUAAAAAAUCCUUUUUCUGGAGAUAUUUAAAUUCGAAUUUUGUACAAAAAUUUGGCUGCUCUCUUUUGUGAUUUUUCCCGAAAUUUCUGGUUUCCCAAUCUUUGGGGGCUUGUGUGGGUGAUUUUUCUGGCCAAGAUUAAAAUCCCUUGUCUCCACUGCAACAAAGAAUUUCGGUCUAUGUAAGGUAUUCUUGUAUAAGUUUUUUAUUUGUUUUUUAAAAAACUCGAUCACGGGGAGAAGACGCCCCUGGUUUUGUCUUAAGAGAGGGGAGUACCAAACCCUUUAUGGAGGUAUUCAUAUGACCUGUGAGCACUCGAGUUCGAGCUCAGGUGGAUGACCUCUCAACUUGAGGCUCCGGUUCGCUUUUUUUUACUUGUUCAGAUGCUCGACAACAAUCUUUUGGUAAUGAAGGAGGAUGCUCGGCAGCAUAUACUCACCAGGACCUCCUUUUGGAGUUGGAAUUUAGAAUUUAGAAGUGGAUUAAGCGUAGUUAAAUUUUCUUUCCUUUUUUAAAUUUGUUUUUUGCCUUCAUAUCCAUUAUACUUAUUACCUCUUUAAUUUUCUGCCACUCAGCAGCUGUGUUCUAGAAGUUAAUUUAAUAUAAGGAUCUUUAACUCACAUUAUCAAUAUUUGUGUCUGAACUUAAACUGCUUAAUGAAACUUUUACUACUGAUACAUGUAGCUGUUAUAUUAUAAUGACUCUGUAGCAUAGCAUGUGCAGUUUCAAAUUGUUCUAUUCCGUUGUUGGCGCAAGAAGAUAUUUUGCACGAACAAGUGCGGUGUGGGCUCACUCACAUGAGUGGCUCAAGCUUGGAGAAGAAGUGGAGAGGGAUGAACACUAAAUAUGUCAAUGGUAAAAAGGAUCGGUCCCUUGGCUUGAUGGCCAAGGGUCUGUAUUUAUAGGACUAUCUAGGGUACAUAUAUACAAGUAUGCCCUUACAUCGAUAUAAAUAUCGCAAUACGUCAUGGGUCUAGAGCCUGUUGAAUCACACAGCAUGAGUCUAGGUGGGAUACUUUUGCCCCUAACUUAGAAGAUAUUAUCUACUAUAGCGAUACAGUGAUACAAGUGGUCCAAAAGGCAUGAUAUUUUGUUAGUCGCCUAUUGCGGGAUGUCAGGAUGGCCUCCACUUGCGUCGCAUUAAAUGUAUGUCACCUCCUUGCAGGUGGAGGGCGGUUGAUGGGUCUGUUCUAGUUGAUAUUUUUCCAAGGUCUGAUGGCCUCUUCCUAUGGGCUCCAAGGAGCCUACCCAGGAUCCGAGAGACGGGGGCCUUCGGGAGGCCGGGGCUCUGGGAGUCUGCGGCUUUAGGAGGCCGGGGCUCCGCGAGACCGGGGCUCUGGGAGGCCAGCGAGACCGGGGCAUCGAGGGUGCUCAGAGACGACCCCCAACCUCCCUCGGAGGAUGGCUUCUUCUCCUAUCUUAGACAGUAGCCGGAGGGGUCUACGUCCUCUAGAAGCCAGGCCUCCUCCUUUGGAUAUCUUAGACAGUAGCCAGAGGGGUCUACGCCCUCCAGAAGCCAGGCCUCCUCCUUUGGAUCUGGAGCCCGGCUCUAGAUGAGCUCCUGGUGGCAACCUUUUAGCAAUAUCUGCGGGCUGGGGUAUUUCCCCCAACAGCACCCCUUCAUUUGCUAGCCUGAGGUGAGAAGGGGUGAGCGGAUGUAAAAGGAACUAGCUCUAGCCUGACAUCGUAGUUAGGAUAUCCCAUGACAUAGCUUCAAUCCAUAGAGGAGUCUCAGUAAUUACCGUUAGUGACGAUGUCGGGGCCUGAUGGAAGCGGCAAGGCUCGGAGGUGUAGAUAACGUCGUCCUGUAGUUGAAUCGUCAUCCUAUAGAACUUACCUUUCAGCUUUUGUAACACCCUCUUGUCACAGAGGAUGCCAAAAGUUUGGCACCAUUUCAUCCAUCCGGCUUUGAUUUUAUGACUAACAUCUUUAUCGAUAUCACCAUCCCUCUAUAGCAUCGAUCCUAAAUAUCGAAAGGUAUCCUUCUUGGGAACCACCUCUCCACCGAGACUAAAAACUUCUCCUUCAUGCCUAGUAUCACUGAAAUCGCACUUUAUAUACUUAGUUUUAGUCUUACUAAGUUUAAAACCAUUCGAUUUUAAAGUAUAUCCCUACAACUUCAAUUUCCUAUUAACCCCUAUCCUACACUCGUCAACUAGCACAACAUCAUCAGCAACGAGUAUACACAAAUAGAUAUCUCCCAGAAUGUCCCUUGUGACCUCAUCCAUGACCAAAGUAAAUAAAUAAGGGCUCAAAGCUGACUCUUGAUGUAGUCCUAUUUUAAGACGGAAGUCAUCGGUGACACUUUCACUUGUUCGAACACUUGUCACAGCGUUAUUGUACAUAUCCUUGAUGAGGGUAAUAUACUUUGUUUGGACUCUAUGUUUCUCUAAGGUCCACCACAUGACAUUUCUCGGUAUUUUGUCGUAAGCCUUCUGCAAGUCAAUGAAUCUCAUGUGUAGUUUCUUCUUUUGUUCCCUAUCUCUCCAUAAGUUGCCUUAUCAAGAAAAUCGCUUUCAUGGUCGACCUCCUAAGCAUGAAACCAAAAUUGGUUUCGGUAAUGCUCGUCAUUCUACUUAGGCGAUGCUCAAUAACUCUCUCCUAUGGCUUCAUUGUAUGUCUCAUCAACUUAAUUCCACAGUAAUUAGUACAGCUUUGAAUAUCUCCCUUAUUCUUGAAGAUUGGUAGUAAUAUACUUCUUCAUUCUUUAGGCAUUUUGUUUUACCGAAAAAUUAGGUUGAAGAGCUUAGUUAGCCAUGCUAUCGCUAUGUCUCCAAGACAUCUCCAUACCUCAAUGGGGAUACUAUCAAGGCCUACCGUCUUAUCUCCUUUUAUCCUUUUAAAAGCUUCCUUGACCUCAACUUUAUGAAUCCUUUGUACAAAUCUCCUGUUGGUAUCAUCAAAAGAUUCGUCCAGCUCAUUGCUAAAGCUCUCGUUCUUCCCGUUGAACAGUUCGUCGAAGUACUCUCGUCAUCUAGUCUUGAUCUCAUCAUCUCUCACCGGAAGUCGACCGGUCCCAUCUUUGAUGCAUUUGACUUGGUUGGCGUCCCUCGUCUUCCUUUGACGGAUCUUGGCAUCUUGUAGAUGUCCUUCUCUCCUCCCUUUGUGCCCAACCGCUGAUAAAGGUCCUCAUAAGCCCGACCUCUUGCUUCGCUCACAGCUCGCAUUGCAGUCUUCUUUGCCACUUUGUACUUCUCUAUGUUUUCCGCACUCCUGUCAAGGUGUAAGCAUCUGAAACAUUCUUUUUUCUCCUUGAUAGCCUUUUGAACAUCUUCGUUCCACCACCUAGUGUCUUUAGCUUCGCACCUGCUUCCUUUGGUCACCCCAAACACCUUUCAAGCCACCUUCCUAAUGCAAGUUGCCAUCUUCAUCCACAUGUCAUUUGUAUUAUCUCUUUCCUUCCAAGAGUCCUCGUUAAUAACCCUCUCUUUAAAGUUCUGUGCCGCCUCUCCUUUGAGCUUCUACAACUUCGUUCUUGCGAUUUUAGAGUCCUUGUCCCGUCAAACACGUAUGCAGAAGCGAAAGUCAGCCACCACAAGCUUAUGUUGAGGGACAACACAGUCUCCAGGAAACUAUACCUGUUACUCAGCUUGUCCGAGAAACUGCUGCUGUUAUGCAGGAGUUCACACAGUGUGGUGGUGUAAGACCAUGUGGUGUAUCUGUGUUGAUUGCUGGGUAUGAUGACAAUGGCCCCCCGUUAUACCAGGUAGGCCCAUCAGGAUCAUACUUCUCCUGGAAACCAUCAGCUAUGGGGAAAAAUGUGUCCAAUGCAAAGAUGUUUCUUGAGAAGAGAUACACAGAAGACAUGGAGCUUGAUGAUGUCAUCCAUACUGCAAUUUUGGCUCUGAAAGAAGGAUAUCUUACUCCCAUCAUGUUAUUUCCUCUGUUACUAUGUUCUCCAGUGUCAUCACUGACCCAAUUCUGGACUUGCAGAUACGAAGGGCAAAUCUCUUCCAACAACAUUGAAAUUGGGAUCAUUCGAUCUGACCGUGAGUUCAAGGUUCUGAGCCCCGCAGAGAUCAAGGAUUUCUUGGAAGAGGUGGAGUAAGGUGCUUGUCAACAACAUACGGUUUCAGAAAAGAAAAGCAAGACACCUGAGCAGCCGAACGGAAGCCCGCCAAGAGUUCGUCAAAUCCUUUUCUUUUUUAAAAAAAAAAAAAAACUUUGAACUGAUUAACUGCAGCGAGACAGAGGAACUUUUAUUUGAAUCCUCGUGGAUGCAUAUUGUAGACUCGGACGAGGCUUCGAACCUAUUGGUAGGUGCAUCAUGUCGUACUUGUCACACUGUCCAUCACUACUUGGCCAAUAUAUAGUGUGGUGCCUAUCCUUUCUGUA